Paramecium sonneborni is the source of this 1467-nucleotide messenger RNA. NCBI's taxonomy places the organism in Eukaryota, Ciliophora, Oligohymenophorea, Peniculida, Parameciidae. The record is from the annotation of a GenBank genome assembly.
AUUAAAUUAUUAUGAAUCAUUUACCAAAUACUGAUGCAGUUAUCAAUGCAGCUAGUAAUUAUACCCCAAUUGUAUCAAAUAUUGAUUCAACAUGGGUAUUGGUUACAUCAUUUAGUGCUUUAUUAAUAGUAUUGGGAUUCGCUUUCAUGGGUUCAGGAGCUGUGAGAUACAAAUCUGUUUAAUCAGCAGUAAUCACAGUUUUACUAGGGGCAGCUAUUACAAUAUUAUUUUUCUGGCUUGUAAUAAUAUAUAAUUUAAAAUUGAUUAGUUAGGUUAUGGAUUUGCCUUUGGAGAUGACAAAGGAAAUAAAUUCAUUGGUUUUAAUAGAUUUGCUGGAGCUGGCUAUAAAGCUGAUGCAAUGAGAGAUGAUUAUGCAAAUUUAAGUAAUUUGAAAAUUUUGAAUAAUAAAUAGUUUUCUAGAGUAUCGGUGCAAUAAUAGUAACAUCUUUAUUUGGAUUGGGAACAUUAGAAAGAUCAAGAUUCUUUUCAAUCAGUGUUUGUCUAGCUGUUUUAUCAGGCUUCUUAUAUCCAGUCGCAUUGCAUUGGGUUUAACCGAAUGGAUGGUUGAAUAAAUUUGGAUUCAUUGAUUUUGCUGGAUCCAGUUAUAUUCAUUUAUUCGGUGGAGUGACUGCAUUGGUUGUUUCAUUUUUCUUAAAAGAAAGAAGAGAUUAAGCAGGAAAUGUUCACCCAGGUAUAUUCCCUCAUCAUUCUCCAAUUAACAUGGGUUAUGGAUCCAUUAUCUUAACUAUAGCCACACUUAUUUUCAUUAAUGGUUCAAAUAAAUAAGGAAAAAAUGAUAAAUACGAAUAAGGAUUGAUAGCAGUUAAUACAAUAGUUGCAACUACAUUCUCAGCUUUGACAAGUUUUAUUGUUUAAUAUUUGAAAACACAUAAAACUAGUUUGAUUGCUCUUGCAAGAGGAAGUGUUGCUGGAAUCGUUGCUAUUUCUGCUAUUGCUAAUGAUGUUAGAAUUUGGGGAGCAGCUCUUACCGGAAUCUUAGCAGGAUUAACCUAUAUUAUAUUAAUUCUUAUCAUUAAAAGAUCCCAUGUAGAUGAUCCUGCUUAUACUAUAGCAACACAUCUAGUAUUUUUUAUAUAUCAUAAAUUAAGGGACCAGGAUUAUUAGGCACUCUUUUAGUUGGAGUACUAACUAUUAGCAAAGGAUUUUUGAUUGGAAAAGGAUUUAAAUAAUUUGGAUUAUAACUUGUAGGAGCUUUAGCUUUAAUUGGUUGGGCAUUAUUAAUUGCAUUGCUUGUUAUUCCAUUGAAAGGAACUGGAGUCUUCAAAAUCAAUCCUUUCCAAGAAUCCUAAGGAAUUGAUACCAGUUAUGGUAUUUAAUUUUCAUAAUUUAAUUAUAGCCGGAGGAGAAGCUAUUCAAUUCGUAGAUGAAAAACCAGAACCAGCACUUAUAGCUAGUACUCCUAAGAAGGGAAUAUUCCAAUGAAUAAUAAAUCAUUUAUUUUCAUAC